AUUACAUACGACAUAAUGUAUUCUAUAGACUUCGGUGAUUUUGAAGAAAAACAAACACAAAGGCUGGCUCUAACAACUAAAUAUUCGAGAACGCAUAGAUUGUUGUACAUCAGUGUAAAUGUUGAGUUUCGCUCAAUUUUCCCGGGACUUCCGAGCGCUAUAAAUAAGACCCUGCAAACCAGUUUUGUCAAUACAUGUGAUUGCCGACUUAUCGAAUCACUUGCGCUUAAUAUAAGGAAUAUAUUUAGAGAAAAAAUGGACCCGAAAGAAGUGAGAGAGUCAUUGGGGAAAAACCAUCACUUCAACCCGAAAAUGAACCCAAACAUUCCUGUUGCUGGGAAUCAAACUAAACAAAAUUGGUGGAGUACCACUGGAAAACCACAACCAUUGCAGGUGAGAAUUCGCCAGGACUCCGUAUCGUCGGACACAUCCUCCCCCGUCGGGUCUCCAACAACAGCGACUGAUUUUUCCCAGUUUGAAAGGAGGAAUUCCAAGACCCUGUACACCUCCUUUGGAUUUGCCAGUUAGUUUCAUAAAGACUGGAAAAAAACGGGUAGACAAUGGCAAUCAGAUGCUAGUUGUGUUCAGUUAAAACUGUUCGGUUGUUUGCGUCCAUUUUGUUUGAUACAGUGAUACUGUCAUGUACAUAUUAUAUCUCAUUUGUAUAUAGGCUAUAUAAUAGCUACUCGUGUUACCGAACAAACACUUUCAUAAAUCUUAAAUGUGGAUGGGUAUUGUAAAAUGCGUGCUUAAAUGUGCUUCCGGAAGUUAAAUGAGAGGUGUUUCCUUUUCUAAAUGGUGAUAUUUUGAGUGUAUUUACAGUGUGACAAAGAUAUUGUCAGUAUUUGAUAUGUAUUUAUGUUAAUAUUAAAGUAAAUGCACUGCUAAA
Mercenaria mercenaria is the source of this 889-nucleotide messenger RNA. RefSeq lists its product as uncharacterized. Bases 16 to 528 code for a protein of 170 amino acids. Lineage: Eukaryota; Metazoa; Mollusca; Bivalvia; Venerida; Veneridae. The record is from RefSeq and is a predicted model, not a curated record. The transcript is spliced from 3 exons.